Penicillium olsonii is the source of this 933-nucleotide messenger RNA. The record is from the annotation of a GenBank genome assembly. Lineage: Eukaryota; Fungi; Ascomycota; Eurotiomycetes; Eurotiales; Aspergillaceae.
AUGCGUUCAACUCUGCUCUUCGCCGCUCUGGCUGUCGGCUCCUGCGCCAAGGUCAUUGAGAAGGAAGUCUACGUGACCGACUGGACCACCGAGACCGUCACCACCACCGUCACGAGCUGGCCUACCACCACCCCCAACACGGUCAACAAUGUCAAGCAGGACACCGUGGCCGCUGUGGCCGAAACCGCCGCGGCGGAGUCUUCCUCUUCGUCGUCUUCGACCACCAUUGAAUCCACCACGACUUCCGCGUUGCCCACCGUCGACCUGACCAAGAAGACCACCGCGCUGCCCGCCGCCCCCACUGAUGCGGAGGUCAAUCUGGCCGGUGCCACCACCUGGUUCUCCACGAGCUACUGGUCGAUCCCCGCCGAGCCCGCGACCACGGAGACCCCCACCUCGCUGUCCACCUCGACUUCGGCCGCUGCUGCUGCCACCCCCACCAACGCCUACCAGGAGACCAUCCUGUACAACCACAACGUCCACCGCAGCAACCACUCCGCCAGCUCUGUGACCUGGUCCGGCUCCCUCGAGUCCAGCGCCCGCACCCUCGCUGAGCGCUGUGUCUACCAGCACGACACUUCCAUCGCUGGCGGUGGCUACGGCCAGAACAUUGGAUACGGUGUUGGAGAGUCCUCCAUCGGAGAGAUGAUCACCAACCUGAUGUACAACGAUGAGAUGAUGUUCUUCGCCGACCUCUACGGCAAGGCCUCCCCCGACAUGUCCAACUUCGAUGCCUGGGGCCACUUCUCCCAGAUUGUCUGGAAGGGCACUGAGGAAGUUGGCUGUGCGACCGUGGUUUGCCCGUCCCUCGGCAACGCCGGUGGCUCCAACGUCCCCUUCACCGUCUGCAACUACUCUCCCGCCGGUAACUACGACGGCGAGUACGCUGACAACGUCCUGUCCCCCCAGGGCGCUACCCCCUACACUGCUUAA